GUGUCAUUCCGUCAAAAUUUGACAAUUUUCGUAAUAAUCUUUCUGCAAGUGUAUGGGAGUAAAAUUCAAUUAAUUUUGUGGAUAAUCGUAUACAAUGGCAGAUCGGCUGUUAAUUCACGAUGAUAUUAAACUAUACACAACUUCAGACAAAUUCUACCUGGAGCCUCACAUCAACCCUACAGAGAUUUUGGUCAUAGACAGAGUGACAGGGGAGGCUUCUGUCAAAGAAUAUGGGACAGUCAAAAUUCCGAUUCCAGUGAGCGCUUACAAACCAGUUUGCGGCUUCCUUGGCACCAUCAAGCUGAUAUCUGGCCUGUAUCUUGUGGUAGCAAAGUACAGAAUACUGGUUGGCAGACUCAAUGGACACGAUAUAUACCAGCUGGCCGGUUCAGAUGUCAUACCGUUCGCAAGAACUACCACGCAUCUUACAAAUAAACAGAUCGAGGAUAACAACACAUACGUGCGCAUGGUUCAAGCGCAAUUGGCUACUCCCGGCAUGUACUUCUCGUACGGACACGACCUCACACACUCGCUGCAGCGACUGCACUCCGUUGCAAACGACUUCCACAAGAUGUCGCUAGCGAGCCGCGCCGACCAGCGUUUCCUAUGGAACGGACACUUACUGAGAGACUACUCGCACGAGCAGUUUGCGAGGUUCGCGCUGCCGCUCAUACAAGGCUUCGUAUCAAUAAACCACGUGGCGGUGAACGGGCACCAGCUGAGCUGGUCGCUGGUGUCGCGGCGCAGCGUGCAGCGCGCCGGGACCAGGUUCUUCAUGCGAGGGGUCGAUGCCCAGGGCAACGUAGCAAACUUCGUAGAAACCGAGCAGAUAAUCGAGCGUGGCGGGGAGAAGGCUUCCUUCAUCCAAACGCGUGGCUCCAUCCCGCUGUUCUGGUCGCAGCACCCCAACCUCAAGUACAAGCCGCUGGUGGCGUUGGCACACGAGGACCACGUGGCUGCAUACACCAAGCACCUUCGAGAACAGCAAACGCGCUACGGCGGACAGGUUCUCCUCAACCUGAUCGACCAGUGCGGCAAAGAAGAGGCAUUAGAGCGAGGCUACCGCGCGGCCGUGGCGGCGGCAGCGCUACCAGGCGUCCGCUACGAGCCUUUUGACUUCCACGCAGAGUGCAGAGGGAUGCGCUACCACCGGCUGCAUGUGCUCAUCGACCGGAUUGCGCACGAACAGACUGAAUUCGGCUACUUCCUCUCCCGCGGCGGCUCCGUGCUACUACGUCAGACCGGCGUGUUCCGCACCAACUGCGUCGACUGCCUAGACCGGACCAACGUGGUGCAGUCGCUGCUGGCGCGCCUGCAGCUGACGGCUGCGCUGCGUCUGCUAGCAGUCAGCGGAGACGAGCCGCACCCCGCGCUCGACCAGCUGUUCAAUGAGGUGUGGGCCGACCAUGCCGACAUGAUUUCCGUCCAGUAUUCUGGCACGGGCGCGCUCAAGACGGACUUCACUCGCACCGGCAAGCGGACGCAUCUCGGACUGUUGCGGGACGGCGUCAACUCGCUGACCAGAUAUUACAAGAACAACUUCAGCGACGGGUUCCGGCAGGACUCGAUCGACUUGUUCCUGGGCAAGUACGUGGUGGCGGACGGCGAGGGCAACACCGUACAAUGUCCGCUGAGGAGGGAUCGCGACUGGAAGUACAUCACGUUCCCAUCGGUCCUACUGGUCGCCAUGUCGAUGUUCAUGGCGAGCGCCACACUGCCUUCCCGCUACAGCAGCGAGGUGCUGAUGUAUUUGAUGUUCUGGGGAGCGUGUGUGGGCGCAACACUCACGUUCAUCUUCAAACACGGCAAAGAAUUCGUCGACUGGCCGCGUUUGGACGCGGGCGGUCUCGCCGCGUCUCGCUCGCUGCCGCCGCCGUCGUUAUGAUCCGCGAGUGCCCGCUCGUAGUCGUCGUCUGACCCCGCCCCUACCC
Molecule: messenger RNA, 1931 nt
Organism: Ostrinia furnacalis (Asian corn borer)
Lineage: Eukaryota; Metazoa; Arthropoda; Insecta; Lepidoptera; Crambidae
Gene: Sac1
Product: phosphatidylinositol-3-phosphatase SAC1
Exons: 14
Coding region: 95-1885 (596 amino acids)
Biological process (GO): phosphatidylinositol dephosphorylation
Cellular component (GO): endoplasmic reticulum
Molecular function (GO): phosphatidylinositol-4-phosphate phosphatase activity
Source: RefSeq, a predicted model, not a curated record